GAAAACACGACAGAAGUGCCUGUGAACCGGCCCUAUAUAAAGGGGUACGACCUUCCGUUCUUCUCACACUGCUUCUGUCUCUGCGAUUAGAGCUUUCCUUUCUCUCCGAUUGUCAGUCAAUUCUUUUGCAGCUGUUUCGUCCCACGCACGCAACUUCGAGAUGGCCCGUACAAAGCAGACUGCCCGCAAGUCCACUGGUGGCAAGGCUCCUAGGAAACAGCUCGCUACCAAGGCUGCUCGCAAAUCAGCCCCGACUACGGGAGGGGUGAAGAAGCCCCACAGAUACCGCCCCGGAACUGUUGCUCUUCGAGAAAUCCGCAAGUACCAGAAGAGUACCGAACUUCUGAUCAGGAAGCUCCCAUUCCAGAGGCUGGUCCGUGAGAUUGCUCAGGAUUUCAAGACUGACCUGCGUUUCCAGAGCCACGCGGUCCUGGCGUUGCAGGAGGCGGCGGAGGCGUACCUGGUUGGUUUGUUCGAAGACACUAACCUCUGUGCCAUCCAUGCCAAGCGCGUUACCAUCAUGCCCAAGGACAUUCAACUUGCUAGGAGGAUCAGGGGCGAGAGGGCUUAAGGAGGAUUUGUCUGUUUGCUACUACUAGCUAGGGUUCUCAUUUUGUUCACUUGUAUUAACUUGGGUUGCUUUUGUUCUGUGUUUCCAAGGGAUUUAGUGUCAAUGACAAUGAUGAAUCGUUUCUGAUCUCAA
This is a messenger RNA of Alnus glutinosa, 703 nucleotides long. RefSeq names its product histone H3.3. Lineage: Eukaryota; Viridiplantae; Streptophyta; Magnoliopsida; Fagales; Betulaceae. The transcript has 4 exons. The coding region runs from base 161 to 571 and encodes 136 amino acids. The record is from RefSeq and is a predicted model, not a curated record. Gene Ontology annotation, molecular function: structural constituent of chromatin; protein heterodimerization activity; DNA binding. Gene Ontology annotation, cellular component: nucleosome.